AUGGCCCAACCCAUCUCAAUAGGCCCAAAAGAAGACGACGAAGUAAAAAGAUGAAGGAAAAGAACAAUGUUCAUAUCAGUGCUUUGACCCCAAAAAAUCGUUGCCACACAGAGAGCUGCGAACGGUGUAAUCAAGUAACAGGGAGAGAGAGAGAGAGGUAGUGCAAGAUGGGGUUUAUAAUGGAGUUUGCUGAGAAUCUGGUGCUGAGGCUAAUGGAGGACCCUAAGGAGCGAGAUAGGAAAUUUAGGGAGCACGUGUAUGCGGUGAAGGAUCGAUGUGAGAAGACAAAAGAGAUGUGGGCCUUACCUCUCCGGCCUUAUGGGUUUUGGACAUUUGAUCGCCACAAUUCGCAGAUGAAAUGGGACGCCCAGAUUAGUCAGGUUGAAGGCAGGAGGGACCCCUAUGAUGACCUUCUCCAGCACAGCCGCGACACUGACAUUGGCAAAUCUAAAUGAGUGCUACAAGCGGAGCUCUCUAAAUUGCGUUGCAGAAAUGUUAUUUCGUGUUAGAUGCUUUUAUCAAAUCUGGUCUCUGCUUGUUAAUAAGAGUCCAUGUCACUGUUGUGUUGUGGAAGAAUUUUAUCCUUUCGAUGUGUGAAUCCUACAAGCUUUAUGUUGUCAUACUAUCUAGACAUCUCAUUGAUUCUAGUUUUUGCUUACACAGACAAUACAAAAUAAAGGCUUAAAGUA
Molecule: messenger RNA, 689 nt
Organism: Rosa chinensis
Lineage: Eukaryota; Viridiplantae; Streptophyta; Magnoliopsida; Rosales; Rosaceae
Exons: 3
Coding region: 168-455 (95 amino acids)
Source: RefSeq, a predicted model, not a curated record